Messenger RNA from Hyaloscypha bicolor E, 2729 nucleotides. RefSeq names its product ubiquitin-protein ligase-like protein Sel1/Ubx2. Gene Ontology annotation, cellular component: endoplasmic reticulum membrane. The coding region runs from base 138 to 2699 and encodes 853 amino acids. Gene Ontology annotation, biological process: ERAD pathway. Lineage: Eukaryota; Fungi; Ascomycota; Leotiomycetes; Helotiales; Hyaloscyphaceae. Gene Ontology annotation, molecular function: protein binding. The transcript is spliced from 4 exons. The record is from RefSeq and is a predicted model, not a curated record.
AUUUGAACAACUUUCACAAAAGCUCUCCACCACCGCCUCAAACUCGAUGUGACCGGGCCUGUAUUCAUGAGACGAUGACUAGGUUAUUUCCAGCUGCUUCUUGGACGAAGUAAUUGCUACUGCGCAACGCUCACAAUAUGAAGUACUGGGGCAAACGGCUCUCGUUCCUGAUCUUUUCCUUGCAAAUUCUGCUUGCCAUAUCGUAUGCGAAGAUCCAGGAUGAUACAGAGGCGACUUUCAGUGUGGAAGGGAGUCCAAAGCCAUCGAUAGCAGCACAGUCUCCCACACCACAGCAACCGAUUCGAGAACAAGAGGACGGUCGGAGAAGGAUAGAUGGUACGGAGCAAGUCGACAAGGCUCUCUUCUUCCUUCGCCGAUACGAACGUUUGAAUCCACGCCCUUCUCGAAAACCAUCGGGAAUCUUGGGAACAGCAGGACACUAUGUCUUGGCACUCCUUCCACGGCUGUACAUUCAAGGUCCACCAGAGGAAGCGUCAGGAAGUGAGGCAAAGGAACACAAGCAGCUGCCAGGACCAGUAGCUGAGGCGGUGCGGCUUUUGGAGGAAGCUGCACAGAUCAACAAUCCCGAUGCGAUAUUUCUUCUGGCCGAGAUGAAUUUCUAUGGCAAUUACACACACCCAAAGAGCUAUUCUGAAGCUUUCAGGAGGUACCACCAGCUGGCCUCGUUGGAUGGGAAUAGCUCUGCGCAACAUAUGGUCGGAUUCCUGUACGCGACGGGAAUAGGAGAGGCUGUCGAACGCGAUCAAGCAAAAGCUUUGCUAUAUCAUACUUUCGCAGCCGAAGGUGGCAAUACGAGAUCCGAGAUGACUGUUGCGUUUCGAUACCACACAGGCAUUGGGGUCGCCCGUAACUGUGAUGUCGCUGUUAAGCAUUACAAGAAAGUUGCCGACAGAGCAAUUGAGUGGUUUCGAUCGGGUCCUCCAGGAGGAAUGGCUUGGGUGUCCGAUUCGUACCGACUCGCAGAUGAUGACGGUGGUGUGUACGGCGAAGGUGCGAGUUAUUCCAGCUCUGGACAAAAUGCGAACAAAGCCAGCCCAAACUCCGAUGCCCAUGCAGCACUUGAUGAUGUUCUGGAGUACUUGGACUUGAUGUCCAGGAAGGGCGAUUUCAAGGCCACAUUUAGCUUGGGGAGGAUCCACUACGAUGGGCAAAGAGGGCUCGCACGAAACAUGAAAAGUGCAAAAUGGUACUUUAUGAAGGUUGCAAAACUCUACUGGCAGAGAGAGGGACGUAUCAUUGAGAGCGACAAAGCAGGACUGGAGAAGGUCGCGACCAAAGCUGCUGGUUAUCUUGGCCGGAUGUUUAUGAGAGGCGAGGGCGUGGAACAGAAUUUCGACAAGGCCCGGACCUGGUUUGAGCGAGGGAUCAAGAGUGGCGAUGCUGGCUCUCAGUAUGGACUGGGACUUAUGAACCUGGAAGGUCUGGGCAUUCCAAAGAACACGAUAAAGGCGACGGAGUACUUCAAAGCCGCCGCUGAUCAAGACUAUUCGCCAGCUCAGGUUGCCUUGGGCGCCCUCUACUUAGAUCAAGGCACCCCCAGUGAUAUAAGCGUUGCGAACCGUUAUUUUGAACUUGCAGCAAGAUAUAGCCAUAUCGAAGCCUUCUACUUCCUGGCAGAGCUCAUCGAUCAAGGCAUUGGACGCGAUAGAAGCUGCGGACUCGCUGCAGCGUACUACAAAAACGUCGCUGAAAAGGCCGAGCCUCUUCUUUCAUCCUUCGCUGAAGCCAAUCAAGCUUAUGAGGAGGGCGACCACGAGCUUGCCAUGGUUGAUUACAUGUUUGCCGCUGAACAAGGCUACGAGAAAGGCCAAGCAAAUGUGGCAUACAUGCUCGACAAACAAAAAUCAAGAUUGGCUCUCUCUUCAUGGCUUCCAUUUUCCAAUCCCCGCCCACUAUUGCUGCAAAAUUCUGCUCUCGCUCUAAUAUAUUGGACAAGAUCGGCCAAGCAGUCAAAUAUUGAUUCGUUAGUCAAGAUGGGCGACUAUUACCUCGAGGGGAUUGGUACGCAGAUGGACUUGGACAAAGCUGCUUCCUGUUACACAGCGGCUUGCGAGUAUCAUCAGAGCGCUCAAGCUCUAUAUAAUUUGGCUUGGAUGCACGAGAAUGGAGUCGGUCUUACUCAGGACUUUCAUCUUGCCAAGAGAUACUAUGAUCUAGCCCUGGAAACAAACGAGGAGGCGUAUCUACCAGUGACCUUGAGUCUACUAAAGUUGAGGCUUAGAAGUGCUUGGAACACGCUAACUCAUGGGAGAAUCAAUUCGAUCCAGGAUGAGCCAGCACCGAAGAAGCAGUGGUCCAUGUCAGAAUGGAUCAGCAACUUCCUCCGAGACGAUCAUCUGUACUAUGGAGAUAAUGGCUAUGACGAUAACUAUCUUCCCGAAACUGAUCCAAUGCCUGGAGGAGAUGUCGACGGUCUGUAUGAAGACAUUAUUGACGACGGGAUCUUGGAAAGCAUCAUCAUUCUUGGAUUGGCUGCGGUGUUGGUGGUCCUCAUAUACUAUAGGCAGCAGCAUCAAUUAGCACAUAGGAGGGGCGAGGAAGCUGCCAGAGGACAGCAAGUAGACCAGGCUGCGCAAGACGGGCAACGACAACAGCCCCCGCACGAAGAUAGGGGCGUGUUUCCCCAGCCUGGAGACCUCGAAUUUGGGCAAUGGGUUGCUGGUGGGGUAGGACAUUGAAAAGAUACAAAUGAAAUUUAAUUGAGCAUG